AUGGUGGAGUCUGGAGCUGGUGACCCUUUGGGUACUAAGAAUGGAAGGGCCCCCUUUGCUCAGUGCAUCGAUCCGACUUGGGAAAAACUGACUCCUGCGCAACUGCAAUUCAUGCGGCAGGUGCAGGUAGCCCAGUGGCAGAAAACUCUGCCACAGCGGCGGACCCAGAACCUUGUGACCAACCUGGGCAUCAGGGCCCUGGUAUUAGCUAUUUAUGGUUACACUUUCUACUCUGUGUCCCAGGAGCGUUUCCUAGAGGAGCUGAAGGACGAGGCCAAAGGUGCCUGA
This is a messenger RNA of Choloepus didactylus (southern two-toed sloth), 288 nucleotides long. Its product is annotated as cytochrome c oxidase assembly factor 3 homolog, mitochondrial-like. The coding region runs from base 1 to 288 and encodes 95 amino acids. The transcript has a single exon. Gene Ontology annotation, cellular component: mitochondrial inner membrane. The record is from RefSeq and is a predicted model, not a curated record. Lineage: Eukaryota; Metazoa; Chordata; Mammalia; Pilosa; Megalonychidae. Gene Ontology annotation, biological process: mitochondrial respiratory chain complex IV assembly.